AUGAGUGACAAUUGAAGUUCCUUGUGGGUUUGAUGAAGGAGAAUAGAGCAGUGCUGCGCGGCAAAAAGGGAUGAAGACAGACAAGAGAUAGGAAAAUGCAGCAGAGUCAAAGUCAGAAUUGGCGGGGAGGUAAAAAGCGCAUAUCUUUUAGCAGCAAAAAGAGUAAAAAUGGCGAUUGGAAGAAAAAGAUCAUAUAAAAAGGAUGCGUAA
Molecule: messenger RNA, 210 nt
Organism: Blepharisma stoltei
Lineage: Eukaryota; Ciliophora; Heterotrichea; Heterotrichida; Blepharismidae
Source: the annotation of a GenBank genome assembly